Amphimedon queenslandica is the source of this 3127-nucleotide messenger RNA. Its product is annotated as gamma-tubulin complex component 5-like. Gene Ontology annotation, molecular function: microtubule minus-end binding; gamma-tubulin binding. Gene Ontology annotation, cellular component: spindle pole; microtubule organizing center; gamma-tubulin complex. The transcript is spliced from 28 exons. NCBI's taxonomy places the organism in Eukaryota, Metazoa, Porifera, Demospongiae, Haplosclerida, Niphatidae. Bases 221 to 3037 code for a protein of 938 amino acids. Gene Ontology annotation, biological process: mitotic cell cycle; microtubule nucleation; cytoplasmic microtubule organization. The record is from RefSeq and is a predicted model, not a curated record.
CCAGUAUUAGUAACUGCUUCUUUGAACCUUAAUAAAUAUUAUAGGUGCUUUUUUGCUAUUUUGAUUAAUCUUGCUGCUAUCCUAGGUGCUAUUAUUGAAUUUAUUUUUUGUAUUCCUGCUACUAAAAAUUUAAUGCUGAUCUGAAAAAAUAAUUGUUAUUUUUAAAAAUUGACAAUUAAUCAAAAUCAAUUCAAUUAAAUGUAAACCACGCCUUUUAAUAAUGGCGGCUCUGUUUGCUAAAUGCAUACACUUGGCAAGGCAACUGGUUGAAGUACUGACAGGGUUUACUCCGGAUGAAGAGAAUUAUCAACGUACUACUGAGUUUGUCCUCUCAAAUUUCAAGUAUCAUCGUUUUCUGAGUGUAAAUAGCAACAACACGAAGAGAAAGCUUUCAGAUCUGGCAACAAAGUUUAGAGUUCAUUCUCUUCCGGAGAGAGCUGAAUGGCUUGAGAAAUGUGUGGGUGAUUUUUUAAAGCUCUCACUAUUUGAAUCUUUCUCAGAGUCUGAGAAUCAUUAUGCUAUACUGUCCUUCCUUCUCUGUCUCUCUCAAUCCCCAACAAGUCAUACUUCAUUCACUAUUUCUCAGCCUGAUCCUCUUCCUCUUCCUCCGGCUCGAGAUGGUCGUCCUUUUGAUUGGGGACACUACCUAAUGGAGGGCGUGUCUUUUGAAGAAUAUGAAUCAUCUAGUGAUGACAGUGAAUUCAUUCCUUGCAGUGAUGAGGAUCUCCCAUUAUCAUCACACGAACUCUCACACGACUGCAAGUCACAUGAUCAGUCACAUGACUCGGCUAUUGAGACAUCAGAUGCAGAACAAGAAUUGCCAGUGAGAUUAUCAGUAUGUCGUCCAUACUGGAAACCAGUGACACUAUAUCCAUCAUUAGUUAACAGACCAUCUUUGUCGAUACAACUUACAGAGAUACAAGCUGUGAGAGAGUCACUCUGGGUAUUAUUAGGAGUGAGAAGAAGUUGUGUUUAUUUUAUUAAUGAAGGAGGUGUGGUUACAGUGAGGAAUGGAAUUACAUUAUCCCACCUUUCAUUAAAAUCACUCGCUAGGAUUUUAGAAACUUUUGCUGAGUUGGCAACGAAGCUGAAUCGCUUCAGACGAGUCGUCAUGGUAACGCAGUCACCCAGGGGUGAACGAGUUUGUCAGACUCAGGAAGCAUUUGCUGACAGUCUCAACUGCUACUUACUGAGUGUGGAUGAGACACUGCAGAAAAUAGAGAAGAAGGUUUCUGAAAAAAGAGAGUUCGUAUCAUUAUUAAACUUAUCUAAUAAGCUCAACUCACUUAAUCUACAGGUGUCAGCAUUAACUAGUGUUGAUCUUUGCAGCUGCUCAACUCCUAAAUCAUUACUUGACAGUUUAUGGUUAUUAUUAAGUACGUAUGAUCCCAUUGGUCCUGUAGGAUGUGACGUGAUUUCAGUUGCUCUUCCAUUAUACCUAAUGAGCGUCUGCCCAUACAUCAGUACAUUGGACCAAUGGAUGGUCAGUGGUACACUUCAUGAUCCAAUGAAAGAACUAUUCAUCCAAAGUAAUGCAGAGUCUGUUCCGGGAGGAUAUAAUUAUUGGAGAGACUGCUACCAUUCAACUGAGCCUCCAGUCUGCUUUAAAGGAAUAUCAAGACAAUUACUCAUUGCUGGUAAAUCCUGUCAUUUGAGUAUGUCACUAGGGAGUCAAUCAGUUAUUGAGAUGAAGAAGUCUCGUGAUAAUCUUUAUCUUGAGUUUCUUUCUCAUUUUACAUCUUCACCUCCCGAGCAACGUCUUAUUGAGCCACACCUCCCUGAACCACCGUCACCAGAACCCCACCCACUUGAACCACUGUCAUUUGAGCCACCAUCAUUAGAGCCCCGCCCACUUGAAUUACAUUCACAAUCACUGGAGUCAUCGCACCUAGAUGUACAUGUACAUGUACCGGAUCACAUUCCUUAUAAGGAAGAUGGGCUGCUUGUUCUUUCAAAUGUUGAUCCUUUGCUGCGUGAAGCUCUUAUCUUGUUGCCAUGGAAGCAGUCAAAAACAACUAACGAAUCUUACGAGUUGUAUAUGAGGCUACAAGGGUUAGUCCCUGUCAUUAAUGCUUUGAAUAGACCAAUGACUGAAUUUAUUGAGGACAUCAUCAACAAUACAUUUAAGAGCAGAUUUUAUGAGUCUUCGAAGUUGUUAAUGGAGAUAUUAAAAGAUGAUUAUCAGCUUUUGGCUCAUUUCUCAAAUGUCAAGUGUGUCCUUUUAAUGUCAGCUGGUGAUUGUAUACACCAUUUCACUAACAAUCUAUUCAGUAAAUUGCAAGCUUGUCACCAAAUAUCAGAUCCGAUAUUUCUAAAUAAUGCCCUCAGUGAAUCUCUUCAGACUCGUCAGUUGAAUGAAAGGUUCACGGUUGAUCUCUCUACUCCACUCUCAGUCACUAUGGAGUCACUGAACAGCAUCAAUAUCACUUAUGAUGUUCCAUGGCCUGUCAAUUUGGUGUUUCCUCAAGGCGUCAUGAGUACUUAUAACGGAGUCUUUAGGUUCCUCCUUCAAAUGAAGUAUGCAAGAUGGUGCCUUGAUAGUGUUUGGAUUAACAUUAAAUCUUCCUGUCAUUCAAUGAGCCCACUGAUGCACAAGAUAUCACUGUUAAGAGCUAAAUUAUUACAUUUCAUGACAUCAAUCAAUCAUUAUCUACUCACAAGAAUAUUACAUAGCUCUGGUUUAGAGUUUGAAGAGAAGGUGCUAAACUGUACUGAUAUGGACAGUCUAAUAUCACUACACCACUCUUACAUCAGCACCAUUCAUGAUAGAUGCUUACUAAAUCAAAAAGCUCAGAUAGUGAAGGAAGCAAUUUUGAAGAUAUUCUCGUUAACAUUAAAGUUUUAUAAUCUCACUUAUACACUCAGUAAAUUUAGGUACGAGGAUGGUCAGAGUAUUGAGGAGGAGUUUUCAAAAUGUUGUCGUUUCUUAGUUUCUUGUCUGAUGAGUCACAUCAAGAGAGGAUCAUUCCCUCACUUGGAGACACUCUCGUUCUCUCUGACUCCUCUUCUCUCGCUCAACAGGAUAUUCACCAACUGAUACACACCACAUUUUAUAACACAGUAAAAGUAUUAAGUUAAUUAUGAAUUUUAUUAUAAUAAUACCACACUUAUAGUGUGCAAUAUCCAA